GUGAGGCUGGUGGGAGGAGGCAGUCGCUGUGCUGGUGGAGUGGAGUGGUACGACCAGGGAGAGUGGAGGACUGUGGGAGCUGAUGACUGGGACCAGAGGGAUGUAGCUGCAGUAGUGUGUAGACAGAUGGGUUGUGGCUCCACUGUUUCAGUACCACCUGGAAACACCACUAGAGGGUUUGGAGUUUCCUGUUCUGGGUCUGAUUCUUCACUGAGGGAGUGUAGAAGAACGUAUGAUCUCCUUUCUGGACUCACAGUGAUCUGCUCAGAUCUCCUGGUCCAGCCUGAUAUCUUCCUGACUGACCCAAUGGGAGGGGUCUUCAGGGGGCACCAGGGGCCUGAGAUGUUCAGGGGCUACAACUUCACCAUCACCUGCUCCACUCAGCCACAGUACCCAGGAGGCUCCUUCCUCCUCACGUUCACCAGCUCCAACAGAACCCAGCCAGCUGUCAAUCACUCUGCUGCCUUCCUCUUCCCUGCUGCAGAUGACUCCCACCAAGGGAACUACAGCUGUGUUUAUGAGAAUUAUGUUUUCUCUCAUAACUUCUCCUCUGAGAGUGAGCUCCUCUCCCUCACCAUCACAGAUCUCCUGGUCCAGCCUGAUAUCUUCCUGACUGACCCAAUGGGAGGGGUCUUCAGGGGCCACCAGGGGCCUGAGAUGUUCAGGGGCUACAACUUCACCAUCACCUGCUCCACUCAGCCACAGUACCCAGGAGGCUCCUUCCUCCUCACGUUCACCGGCUCCAACAGAACCCAGCCAGCUGUCAAUCACUCUGCUGCCUUCCUCUUCCCUGCUGCAGAUGACUCCCACCAAGGGAACUACAUCUGUGUUUAUGAGAGUUAUGUUUUCUCUCAUAACUUCUCCUCUGAGAGUGAGCUCCUCUCCCUCGCCAUCACAGCCUCUCCUCUGCCAGCCUUCAUCAUCAGACACGUUGUAGUGCUGAUCAAUCCAGAGCGUCUUCUUUUUCUGAAAUUCACCCUCACCUUUGAUGCGCAUGAAUCAAGUUAUCUGGACAUGUUGAUUAAGAGGGAGAUUGGUGGCUUUAGCACAGACCUAUACAGGAAGCUGAUGGACAGGAAUUCCCUGAUAGCUUCCAACCUACAACCCUAG
This is a messenger RNA of Oncorhynchus kisutch (coho salmon), 1110 nucleotides long. RefSeq lists its product as uncharacterized. Lineage: Eukaryota; Metazoa; Chordata; Actinopteri; Salmoniformes; Salmonidae. Bases 127 to 1110 code for a protein of 327 amino acids. Gene Ontology annotation, biological process: immune response-regulating signaling pathway. The transcript is spliced from 5 exons. The record is from RefSeq and is a predicted model, not a curated record.